This is a messenger RNA of Microsporum canis CBS 113480, 756 nucleotides long. Its product is annotated as mRNA 3'-end-processing protein yth1. Lineage: Eukaryota; Fungi; Ascomycota; Eurotiomycetes; Onygenales; Arthrodermataceae. Bases 1 to 756 code for a protein of 251 amino acids. The transcript has a single exon. The record is from RefSeq and is a predicted model, not a curated record. Gene Ontology annotation, molecular function: RNA binding; metal ion binding.
AUGGCCGAAGUCCAGAGAAUCGCAGAUCGGAUAGUCUCUCCCGAUACGCCUCGAGACCCCAACUUCACUAAAUUUGCCUUCUCAGGCUUCGUUGCCAAAUCCUUUAGCUUCGCCCUUGCUUCCGAUGUGCCGGUCUGUAAGGCCUAUCGCGAAGGCCACUGCCCACUCGGCCCGCUCUGCUCAGAACGACACCCGACACCAUCCCGCAUAUCGACCUCCUCUUCCCCCGCCAUAGCUCCUUCAUCCACCCAUGGAAGCCUAGUAUGCAAGCAUUACCUCAAGGGGCUGUGCAAGAAAGGAUUAAAAUGCGAAUAUCUGCAUGAAUACAACCUACGUCGGAUGCCGGAAUGUCAGUCCUUCUCCCGUAAUGGAUUCUGUCCAAAUGGCGAUGACUGUCUAUAUCAGCAUCUUUCCGGGGACGCGAAGUUGCCGCAGUGCGAACAUUAUGAUAAGGGGUUCUGCCCGUUAGGCCCCAUCUGCGCCAAACGACAUGUAAGGAGGAAGAUGUGUCGGUUUUACCUUGCUGGGUUCUGUCCUGCUGGGAAAUCAUGUACCGAGGGUUCUCAUCCGCGCUGGACAGAGAACUUGCCUAAACCGACAGUUAGGGUGGAAAAGACGCAGGAGGAGAUUGAGAGUGAGAAAGCAAGGAUCAGGGAGGAGCAGGAGCGGGAAGAAGAGAGGGAGAGGGAGUGGAGGAGGGAAAACCGUGGCCGGGAUGGCAGAUUUCCUAGGGGACGGUAUCGUGGGAAGAGAUGA